This is a messenger RNA of Sungouiella intermedia, 402 nucleotides long. The record is from the annotation of a GenBank genome assembly. Lineage: Eukaryota; Fungi; Ascomycota; Pichiomycetes; Serinales; Metschnikowiaceae.
AUGGCUAUCGUAAAGUAUCACGACCUCACAGGAGAUGUGGCCAUCAUACGAUGUCCAUUCGAAGGGUGCAAUGCCCGCAUUAUUAAGCUUCUGCCUUCACUCGCAGCAACGAAGCUUCAAAUUGGUAAUGCUCCAGAAAUGGCUAGCAAAUCGACCUACUAUCUCCAAGUUCAAGACGUAUGGGAUUUCGACAAUAUUGGAGUGUCGAGGGCAGUUCCAGAACUCUUAAAAGAAGAAGACGUUGGCAAUCUAGCGAAGGUAGAGAGGCUCCUCAUCUGUAGUGAGUGUGACAAGGGCCCUAUUGGUUUUGCUGGCUACAUAGAGGGAAAUGAGACUGACCACAAGAAACUCCAGUACUACUUAUCUUGUGAAAGUGUGGUUUACGACACGCAAGACAUGUAA